AUGUUAUUUUUGAAUUUCAAUCAUCCCCAGGCACAAACAGCAAACCCUUCUUCGCCCCGCCCAAAAGAUCCUUUUUCGUCCCAUCAUGUUCUUCGGAGCCGAAGGUAUGCUCCGGACGAUGCCAAACAUUGCUUCUUCCACACACGUGGGUUUGAGAUGUUCGAAGCAGCUCGGACCCAUGGUGGAAAUGCAGACCUGGCCCGGAUCUUCAUGUCCUGCAACAAGGAGCCCUCGAAGAUCAUGCACAUCGGCACCAAUCCCUUGUCUGCUCGGAACGCACGCACCAAGAUCUCCUAUUGA
Molecule: messenger RNA, 300 nt
Organism: Durusdinium trenchii
Lineage: Eukaryota; Dinophyceae; Suessiales; Symbiodiniaceae
Source: the annotation of a GenBank genome assembly